AUGCCCGACGCCCGGGCCGCCUUCAACCUCCUCCACUCCCGCUUCCCCCCUAAUUCGAGAACCUUGAACACGCUGUUGCUGGGGUUUAAGCUCUCGGGGAAUUUACUCGCGUUUGAUCUGUUCUACAACGAUGCGGUCGUCAGGGGGUUCGAGCCUGACGUUGUCACUUACAACAUCAGGAUUGACGCGUAUUGUAAGAAGAGGAGGUUGGACGAGGCUGUUCUGACGACGCUGAUACACGGGGCGGGGAUCGCGAGGAAUCCCUUCCGCGCGCGAAGGGUGUUUGAUGAAAUUACCGAGAGAGGGUUGGAGGUUGAUAGGGGGGCUUAUAACGCGCUUAUGGGAGCCGUUGUUAGGGUUGGAGAUUUGAAGGGUGGGGUUGGGAUAAUGGAUGAGAUGGAGAGGAAAGACGUUGGGGUUGAUGAUGUGAGUUACUAUACUUUGUUUUGUGGGAUGAAGAAGGCCGGAGAUUUCGAUGGGGUUUGUGAGGUUUAUAGGAAGAUGAAGGAGAGGGACUACGUGCCUAGGGUUCGAACGGUGAUGCUCUUAAUGAAGUAUUUUUGUGAGAAGAGGAGGUCGGACUUAGGGCUAGAGAUGUGGGAUUAUUUGGUGGAUAAAGGGUGUUGCCCUCAUCGGCACGCGUUGGAUUUGUUGGUGAUUGGAUUGUGUUGCAGUGGGAAGGUGGCGGAGGCGUUCGAGUGUUUUAAGCAGGUGGUUGAGAGAGGGAGAUUGCCAUCGGAGAGGAGCUUUAUGGUGUUGGAGGGGGCUUUGGGCAAGUUGAAGGAGCUGGAGAAGGUUGAAGAGAUGAAGAAGAUGAUGGAGAGCCUGGGAGGGAUCGGGGAGUCUCAGUCGAUGGACCAUGAUGAGGAGGAGGAGAGUUUUUCUGACUGUAAAUAG
Molecule: messenger RNA, 897 nt
Organism: Asparagus officinalis (garden asparagus)
Lineage: Eukaryota; Viridiplantae; Streptophyta; Magnoliopsida; Asparagales; Asparagaceae
Product: pentatricopeptide repeat-containing protein At3g61360
Exons: 1
Coding region: 1-897 (298 amino acids)
Molecular function (GO): protein binding
Source: RefSeq, a predicted model, not a curated record